This is a messenger RNA of Staurois parvus, 323 nucleotides long. The record is from the annotation of a GenBank genome assembly. Lineage: Eukaryota; Metazoa; Chordata; Amphibia; Anura; Ranidae.
ACAUCACUUAGAUACCAUGCAGGGGCAGACUGACCAUUUGGAAACUUGGGCACUGCCCGAGGGCCCGGGGUCAUUAGGGGGCCCCAUGAGAUGCCCCUGGUACCUUUUUCAUAGGCUUUUUUGGGUGUGCUUUGAGUUUGGGCAAGGACACAGGGGCCCCAUGAUCCCCUAUUGCCCGGGGGCCCCAUGAGUUGUCAGUCCGCCCCUGAUACCAUGUGUGAGUUUAGGAGUCGAUAUAACGGCUUCUGUUGCUGGUGAUGAAUUGUUGCCAUGGUGACACCGGCUGUGUCGUAUCAUGCCAUUUCUCUACAGUGUGCUACAAA